AUGAGGAACACAAAUGAGGUGGAGCGGGGAAAUGAAGGGGGAGACUUUGCAGUGGUAGUAAUUCAAGAUAGAAAAGAGGCCCUCUGGGAAAAAACGAAAUAGCUGGAAAUUAGGAAGACGGAGAGCAAAAAAAAGCGGGGGAAGGAGAGGUCACGUCUGGCAGGUACCUGGUUGUCAUGCGUCUGUCUUGAGUCCGUGGGUUAUGUUCGUAUCCAGCAGGGUGACGAAGUGAAGUUCGUAGGCUCGUCUACAAAAGGUGUUUUUCUCACCAAACAAGCCUUCCUGCCUCCGUAGUCUGAUCACUCAGAAUUAUUCUAAAAAAGGUGCAGAACAAGGAGUUCCUUCGUUCUUAAUGGAGAACGAGAGAAGAUCAGAAGCAGGCGACACUUUUAUUUCUCAAUAUGCCCCUGGCCAGAAAGAGGCUUUACGAGCUGUAUUAAAGCACAGGGCCCAAAAUGCUCCUGUAUUUAAGGAGGUGAAAGUACAGCUCUUAGAAAGUGCAUCCACAGAAAAGGAUGGUGCUAUGCAAGAGGCCAGGUCGGGUCACAGCGAGGUUGAUUCAACUACAACCGUAGCAGCUGCCACAGCUGCUGCCAUUGCUACCACAGCUCCACUUCUUAAAGUUCAAAGUGAUUUGGAAGCCAAAGUUAGCUCUGUUUCAGCACUGCUUGAUAAACUACAGGAGACAGACAAGCAAUUACGACGUGUGGCAGAACAGCAAAUAGAUUUAAAAACUGGGAGGCCCCAUUGUCAUGACCGAGUCAAAGAGCUAGAAAAACAGUUGAAUAUUUUUAUGGAACAACGGAUUCAGCAUCUGGAAAAGUUACAGCAACAGCAAAUGAAUAUUCAGUCUCAUUUCAUUAACUCAGCAAUCAACUCAGCUGGGUUCCAGCCAGUAAAUGUACCAUCCUCAAGUCUGACGACAAAGCUUUCUACACAACCGGAGCUACAGCAGCCUGUUACCAACCAAGUAUCUUCACGUCAGAAGGAUUUAUUUUCUACCAAUGCUGUACCUGCUCAAGCAUAUCCAAGUCAGUUUGGAAGGUAUGGCGUUAAUACACAGAAAUCCCCUCUAAAGACACCAGUUCCUCGGAGGCAUGCUCCUGAACCUGUAUCAAAAGAUGAGAAAAUCGUACAGAAAACCUCAAAGAAAGAGAGGCCUAGGGCAGAAAAGGAAAACAUUCCCAAGUCAACUUAUGGAGGCCUCAUGGGUGGAGGGAAAUUUCUGGAGCAGAUUCUAAAUUCUCAAGAAACUCCAUUGAGACAAAUUCAGUCUCCUGAGAAGGCAUCAUUAAACAUCAACCAAAAGACCAGGCCUUCUGAAAAAGAGUGGCCUGGCGUCCAGUGUACUGGCUCAUUCCCUGCCUUUGAAGGCUCUUCCCAGGAUUUCAGUCCAGUUGAGAAGACAGUGAAGAAAGCAGACAAUCUACUUCAAGAUCUUGGUCAAUUGAAAAGAGAGAUGCAGGGCAUGCUCCAGGAAGCAAAGACCUGGAAGUCAAGCAUGAAUGACUUUGUUAAGCCUAAUAACCCCAUUAUCACUCCUGGUCUUCCUGACCAGCAUCAGCUCUCCAAGCCAUCCAUUCUUGAGAAAGUUAAAGCUCCAAAAUCUGUGUUGAAGGAUGCUGAAAAGAUUUUGAGAGGAGUGCAAAACAAUAAAAAGAUGCUUGAAGAAAAUCUGGAAGCCAUUAUUCGUGCAAAAGACGGAGAUGCCAUGUACACCUUUAUCAAUGCCUUGACUGUAAACCGAGAUGUAUUAGAAGAGAUUCGUAUUAGAAAGACGGUAGAUGAGUGGAUUAAAACAAUCAGCAUGGAAAUUCAGGCUGAAAUGGCAAGAAAUGAUUAUGAACAAACGAAAUAUGUUCAAAAAGAUCAAAAGACUCCAUGGAUCAAGAGAACUCAGAACAUCAGGGAUAUGAAAACCAAGAAAGAAAUUAAAACAAAAAAUCAAAAAGCCCAAGGAUUCUUGACAAAGAAGUCUUUAUCUGCAGGCAAGCCUGUUCACAAACAGAUGGGGGAGAACUUUAUAAGGCAGAGCUCAAGACUUGAAUCUUCUUCUGAGAGUCUGCAGAAUAAAGAAGAAAGGGUAGAGGGACAUGUGAAUGUAGUGGUACCAAAUGAAGAGUAUCUGUCUCAGGUUUAUGGGAAACCCAUUUACCAGGGUCACCGCAGCACACUUAAAAAAGCACCGUAUCUCAGAUUCAAUUCUCCAUCUCCUAAAUCUAAACCUCAAAGACCAAAAGUGCUAGAAUGUGUAAGAGGUACUAAAGUAAAAUCAGCAAGAACACAAACCAGCUCUUCCAUGCAGAAAAUAAUAACCAGUCCUAAGAAACAGCAUCUGCUUUCUGCACCAUUUUCUGAAAAUCAGUAUCUCUUCAGUCCCAGUAGAGAAGCACCUACUGUUUGUGGUCCACUUGAAGGUCACCUGAUCCCUAUGGCUAUUCCUUUAGGUCAAACACGGGCUAAUGGCAUCUCACCACAGCCUGCAGGAGUAAUUAUAAGCAAACCUCACCCUGUCACUGUGACUACCUCUGUUCCCCCAACUUUUCCAAAACUACAGCGUCAGGCAAUGAAAAAACCAAACAUAGCAGUAGUAGAGAUGAAAUCUGAAAAAAAGGAUCCUCCUAAACUCACCGUACAGGUGUUGCCGAAUGUAGAUAUCGACAGUAUUUCCAGUGCCAGCGUGAGCCUUAAUGAGGCAUCUCUGCACUCAGAAGCAGCACUCCCUCCUGUCAGCACUCAGAUACAGACUCCAGAACAUGAACAUUAUGAAGAGGAAGAUAUAAAAUUUCCAGGAACUAAUUUCAUUGAUGUGACUGAUGUAAUGCAGGAUCAAGAAGAGGAGGAGGAAGAGGAUGGAAUCCCAGCAUUCUCUGAACCCGUUCUGGAAUUUAAUAGACAAGCUGAAGUUGUAUCUCAAAAAUAUAAUGGUCCUGCAUUUCCACCAAUGGCACCGGCUCCUGUUCCUCAACAUGCGGCAGAUAUUCUGGAUGAAAUCAUUGAAAGAAGGGAAACCAUUGAAAACCAGUUAAUAAGCUGGGUGGAACAAGAGGUCAUGGCACGAAUUAUCAGUGGGAUGUACCCAGUUCGGAAGGAAGCGGUGCCCAGUAUAAGUGCAUCAGAGAGUGAAGACAGUGAGGCUGUAACCUCUGACAUCAUUGAAGCAGCAGGUGGGGGAGGAUUUCAGCUCUUUGUCAAUGCUGGUUUGCCGGUGGACUUGGAAAUGAUCAAUCAUUUAGUGAGCGAAGCUCUCACUGAGACUGUUGCCAUCAUGCUGGGUGAUAGGGACCACUCCAUGAGCCCCCCUGCUACAAACGUUCUCCCAAGCAUGACAGUUUUGCCAGAAUGUGAAAUAUCUACUCCAUUGGCUACACCAUGUGAUACACCACCUCUUGAAAAAGAACCAUCACCAGUAAAAACCCCCGAUUCUUCCCUUUCUGUUACAGAACUUGGUGGAGAAGUUCUUGUUCACCAACAAACAAAAGAAUCAGGUUUUGAGAUUCCAGGUGCCACAAGUCCCGUUGGCACACCUGCUGCUACCCCUGUGGAUACACCUCCUAAAAUAACUACACCGACCCCUCCAGCAUCAGAACCUGGCUUUGAUGCAACAAAGAUGGAAAGCCCAAAGCCUCCAAACCCAUGGGGAGAUGCAGAGCUCCCUCUAGAAGAGGAGAAGCCUAGUCCUUUGAACGAGGAGACUUUUCACCCAAAGCCUAUUGUCAUGUCAGUGGCUAAAGAUGAAGAACCAGACACCUUGGUUUUACCAGCUUCUCUUGAGCCAGUUAGACCCCUUGCAUCAGUUCCUUGUGAACCAAAGAUUCCCUCUCCUGGGCAUACACUUAGCUCUGGCCCAUCCACGCAGGAAAGCAGUAUAACUGCCACAGAAACGGAAACAGAAACUGGAGACAGAUUCAUCUCGGAGGGCGAGGUCCUGUUUAGCUAUGGUCAAAUGAUAGCUGCAAGAGUCUUAGCAGAAGGACUGUCUCUUCCAAACCUGAGUGAAAGUUUAUGCAGUACCCUACAUGACGCCCAUGAAAUGGAUUAUGAUCCUCCCAGUGAAGGACAAGUCAUAAGAAGACCCCAUAAAGGAUAUCACAGAGAUCCUGUUCUUUCUCUCUUGGCUAGGCUAAAUCAGGCACCAGUUACUGCACAAGAAGUGAUAUACCACUCUGAGGACUCUGAUAACAGCAUUGGAGAGCUCAGUGAAGGCCAAAGACCUAGACUGACAAGAGCAGCAGAAAGUAUCUUAAUGGGGCAUUCAGUUUAUAUAGACCAGCCUGCUGGCCUAGACCAGCCUGCUGAACAGCGUCCCCACAGUGUGCCAUCCCCAGGACAGUGUGAGAGGACUGCAGCAGAUGCUUGUCAUGGUACAAUGACCAUGGCUGAAUUGGUGUUGCAGCCAUUUUCAAACCCGGUUCCUCAAAUGACACAAGCCGGUGAUGGGAACGUGUAUCUAUCAGAGGAUACUUCUCAGAAACAGAGCCAAGAGGCUGUACACAUGGAGCCAGUCCGAUCCAGAGUCAUUCGUGUGAGAACUAAAUCUGAAGUAGCACAACAGCAAGAUUCCCACGGGGAUGUGGAUCGGACAGAAGUUGAGCCUAAUAAGUACCUUACAUCUUUACUUGCAGGAGAGGAAUCUGUGCCGCAUUUAAGUUCACUGGCUUCCCCAGCAAAGAUGUCUGUGAUGCUGCCAUCUAUGAAUAUAGAUGAUGACCACACACAAAGUAUCAGCACUAUUCAUGAGGAUUCAGGCUCUUCGGGAGCAGAUACGUUUUAGAACAUGUGGGGGUUUUAAUUCAUUUUUGAGUGUCUGAGCAUUUCUAGGGAAGUGUUUUGCCUAGCUGGUGUGAUAAGCCAUGUGUUUUCACAGAAAAUCUGUCUUUCAGGGCCAUUUUCUACUUACCGUUUCUUGGUUAUUUUUUUUAUUGAUCAGAAUGGAAAUUUAAAAAUGAUUUUGUUUUGACAAAUAUAUAAAAUAUUUUAUCAUAAAAAUAAAAUAUAAGAAUAUACUUUUCCAACAUUAUUGUGAGUUCAGUGGGCCUUAUCUUGUUUUAAAGGGUGUUUUAUCUGAUGUAUAUUUGAAUGUGAAGAGGAUCUGUCUUGUAAACCUGUUUAAGUCCAUGGCAACAUUUCCGCUGAUUUGAUUGGAUAAAGGAUCAGUCCCUAUCUUAUAAGUCAGAGACCUGUGAAAUAAUUUUUCUGAAGUUUAUGGAGAACUGUAAAAAUAUAUGAGAUUGCAUGAGUAGUCUUCAAUGAAUCAAGUGAAGCCCUAUUAAAGUUUCCUGACAAAGCCAAGAAAGGGAGGCAACAUAGCUCUGGAGAAGGAAAAUGCAUCAAUGCUGACAUAACUCAAAUAUGAUAUUUUGCUGUGAGUUGAUUGUAUCAAAGUAUGCUCUCAAUUACUGGGAGAAAAAUGUACUUGAAAACCAGGAUUGUGGGAAGAUUAUCGUCUUCAAUAUCUUUAAGAGCCAAGUUUUAUUCACUUCUAAAAUACUCUUAACAAACAAUAAGACAACACUUGAAAAGCUAACACAGAGAAAAUUGCCUUUUUUGGAGGUGCUACAAAAUGCAUUCUUUUUGACACUUGAGAUUUUUUUCAGACAUUUUUCCGCAUUGUGGCUGCACGAAAGAUUAUGUGGAGGCUUUUGAAAAAAAGGACUAAGAAACUGAAAUAAGAUAAAUGCAAGUAUGAUGAGAAAGAUCUUAACUAGGUAAGACUCCAAAAAACAGAGCUCUCUCGGUAAUAAGGCAGCAUCGUUUAACAGCACUGUAUGCAAACAUAUUACCGUCAUACCCCUCGAGUGGUUAUUCCCUUUGUAUUGAGUAAUGACAUUGUGGCUAGUGCUGUAGCAGACAUAGGAAACAGGGUUUGUGCCUCAGGGAGAUCUUUAUUGUGCACAUAUAUAAAAUAAUUGACAUGCUCCAGCUAGGAAGAUCAGAAGGUUGCUUUUUCAUCAAGCAGUGCAAACUCUUCCACCCUCUGCUCCAGUCUUCAUCUUAUCUCUGCUUGCAGCGUGAUCUCUGACAAGUCAUAUAGACAUCACAAUACUUUCAGGGUAGAAUGGGGCAUGAGAAGGGCUCCUAAAAGGCAAGAAAAUCUCUUCCUCUGCUUGGCUUGUGCCUAGUUGUGACGUUGCAGCAUGUAACUGUACCAGACUUGGUUUCACUCCACCAUCAGUUUGAUGCAUUGCCAUGAACAGUGCCUGCCACUCUCCUUUUAGAUCUGGCCAUGAAAUGGAGCCUGCACCGUCUUCAUUAGUGGUUAAUUUCUCCCUCUUUAUAAGGGGAGGCAUAGGUGUCCCUGUUGCUUCUGUUUUGACAAGAUUAGUUGUGAGGUUCUGUGAAUUGGGUGCAAACCUAGCAAGAGUAAAGAGAAAUAAAGAGAUGAACCAGAAGGCUGUGUUGAAGGCUGUCCCUUUAGGGCAGGAGUUUCCAAGGCUUUGUUCCUUGGAGAGAUGCUUAAAAAGUGGGGCAUCUCACUGGGGGCAUCCCAUGAAACACAUCUGUACUAGAAAAUGGAUCAGGUUCACUAGAUGUAGCAUAACAUGCAAUGCACAUGAGAGGUUACAAGAGGAAUUGUAGGACUGCUGCUUGUUUUUGUUAGUCAGUUAGUACUGAACAGUCAGUCAGCUACAGUCUGUCCACUCAGCUGGUUUGGUGGAGGACGGCCACCAUUUAAACGUCCCUUUGUCAGCUACAUGCAAGCACUGCAGAGACCACACUUUGGGAAAUCCCUGCUUUAAGGUAUGAGAGAGCUCUUGUUUUCCUUCUGUUUAAUUUAUAGGUGGAAAAGCUGAUGGAGACGACAAAGUACUCUGGAGCUUUUUUCUGGCUCUUGGGCAUCAUGCAAAAUGUAUAUUAAUUUAAAAGCAUGCAGAUAGCUCUUUAGUGAGGAAGCUAAAUUAUGGGGAGUUGGUUCUCACUGUUUUAUCCAUCUUCUCAUUUCCUGUGCAGCUCAAAUAAAUACAUUG
Molecule: messenger RNA, 6968 nt
Organism: Alligator sinensis (Chinese alligator)
Lineage: Eukaryota; Metazoa; Chordata; Crocodylia; Alligatoridae
Product: KIAA0586 ortholog
Exons: 32
Coding region: 353-4774 (1473 amino acids)
Biological process (GO): smoothened signaling pathway
Cellular component (GO): ciliary basal body; centriole
Source: RefSeq, a predicted model, not a curated record